This is a messenger RNA of Myripristis murdjan (pinecone soldierfish), 3784 nucleotides long. RefSeq names its product zinc finger protein 91-like. Gene Ontology annotation, molecular function: DNA-binding transcription factor activity, RNA polymerase II-specific; RNA polymerase II cis-regulatory region sequence-specific DNA binding. NCBI's taxonomy places the organism in Eukaryota, Metazoa, Chordata, Actinopteri, Holocentriformes, Holocentridae. Gene Ontology annotation, biological process: regulation of transcription by RNA polymerase II. Bases 121 to 3681 code for a protein of 1186 amino acids. The record is from RefSeq and is a predicted model, not a curated record. The transcript is spliced from 7 exons. Gene Ontology annotation, cellular component: nucleus.
UCAACUGUAUGCUCUUUGACUUAUGCUCCGGCUUCUUUAUUUAUUUUAUGGCUUAUUUUUUAUUUUAUUUCAUUUUUUUUUUCCACCGGGGACCCAACACGUCUCUGUUGAAGCUGAAAUAUGCAUCAUACGCCCGAGAGGAAAGAGCCUCCUCUUCCCCUCUCUUGUCUGCGCCUCCUGGUCCCACCACUUCGACUGCUGUCUGCAGCAAUGUGGCAGACAGUCCAGCAGAAAGCCGUGACCGACUACGGGUUACUGGAUGACUUUGUUACGAAGGUCACUGAGAUUGUCCCUGGGCUCCUUAAUCACGGACAGAGGGCCUUGCUGAGUCUUGGUCUUCGGGUGCAGCUGAUACUGGAGUUGUGCCGCCCAGAGCAGAUGAUAGACCUUGAGGCCAUUCAGCCACACUUGGACAUAAUUCGAACACUCACCUCAUUAUGGAACAUGAAGACAAGUGAUUCCGGGGAUGGAUCAUAUGGCUCAAACAUCCUGAGUCUUCUUCAAACCCUCGUGAAAGACAAAGAUGAGAGGCAGCACUUCUUCAAGGAUGUUUACCCAGUGAAAUUUGGACACAAGUAUAAUGAAGACAUACAGAUGCUUAUGGAGAAAUUCCUGUUGGAGCUGGAGAAGUUACUUAUUAUACCAAGUCUUCAACAGGUGGCCUGUAUGCUCAGCGACGUCCCCUCAGUCCUGGCAGAAUGUGUGGAGUCUUUUUCUCACCCUCAGGAACUUAAAUCUCUCCUGGAGUAUCAAAAACCCCUUAGCCAGUCCAGCGAUAAUGAUAAUCCAAAUGCUGGCAAUAACAUUUGUACAGCUCUCUGCCUCCUACCUAUGGAAAGUGCUGCGACAGAUCAGGAGGACACUGUUUUAAUAGCAAAUGUGUUGACUGAUUACAUGGACUCAUUUGGCAAAGAACUGACGGUGGAGACAAAAGACUCACAAAACUCAAGUGUGGAGAGCGAAGGAGAGACGAGGAGAGAGACGGAAAGCAGCUGUGUUGAGAAUCAUUUCUGUGUCAGUGGUGAUAGGGGAGCAAAGGAUGAGUUUCCUUGCACUGUACAACAUGUUGAAUCCUUGCACGGAGAUAAUAUGGGUUUAGACUCCUGUGGCGUUGAGGUUCAAGUUGGUUAUAAUGUGGAGAUACCUGCUGAGGGGAUUGGAUGCACAGAGAACAAGACUUGUGUUGGAGAUGUGGGCUCAAUAAUAGCUACUGGCGAGGAUGAACAACUUGAACUGUCAGACAGAACCACCGCUAACAAUGAUUAUGGAGUGAGCAGCUCUUCUGAGAGUGAAAGGUGCCUUAAAAAAGAGCACAUGGAGGCCAGUAACAGCAUGCUAACUGACAAACAAAUGAAAAACAUGGACGUGUCUAAUGCGAUGCUGUCACCCAUUCUUUAUACACCAGCUGUCCAAGUGCUAACACUUGAGCCGGUCGUGACUGUGUCCUCAAGACCGGUCAGACAAAACCGGGGUAUGAAGAUGAAAACAUUCUUGACAGUAGCAUCCAAAAAUGAGCAGUCCAAGAGUGGACUCAGAGGUUUGUCGACAAGCAAGACUUGUCCCACGUGUGGUAAAACGUACACCCGUGCGUCCGACAUGAGGCGGCAUCAGAGGAGCCACACAGGGGAGCGACCAUACCAGUGCUCACUGUGCAAGAAACUUUUUCAGUUCCAGUAUGACCUGAAGAGACACGAGUUAAAUGUCUGUCGAAACACUGUGCAACAACCUAGGAAUGCAUCAUCCAAGACACCUGAGGACAAAGACCCUCAAGAUCCUAACCAGUGUGAAGUUUCUGACAAACUCAUAAGUCAACCUUUGGACCCCUGCGACCCCGUCAUUGCAGCCCGCAGUAACUGUGACAGCACUGCCCAAUGCACACAACAGAUAAGAACUCAUAAAAAGGCAUGUGUGGUGAAUCAGCAACAUGUGGACGCUCCUUCUGGAGAGGAACUUCCUUCAAACGCCGAACAGAAUGAUCACCAGCCAUGUAGUGGCUCAGUCCAGCUGGCAAACGUGGCACAGCAGAACCAGGUACUUUUGAACAGUGACACUGAUGCAACAAUUCACCAGGAAAAUACAGGUGAAGAGGAAUCAGAGGUUGUUGUUAGGAAACCUCAUGGGGAAACUUGCAAGGAACCUGGCAAUUGUAAAUGUUGUGGCAAGACCCUUGCGUUCCCCUCUCUCCUGGAAAAACAUACAGAGAUUCAUUCAGGAGAACACCCUUAUCAUUGCACCAUUUGCAAUAAAGGUUACAAGAGCAUUGCAAGAUUGAAGAGGCAUUCCGACAAAUGUGGUGGUUCCUCAGUACAUGAUGAUGAUGUUGAAAGCCAAGAGACAAUCACCAAAUUAAUCCAGAAACCAUCAUGUGAUAGAAAAAGCAAAUCUGCAAGUCCAGAUGACCUUGUCGAAUCCACAUCAGAGCAUAGUAAUCAGUGUUCACAUAAGAACCCUCAUCCAAACAGGCAGACAGACGAGACAGACUGCUCAAAUGUGUGUCACCUGUGUGAUAGAACAGUAGCAGGAGCCAUAAAAUGUCCGAUGAAACUGCAUCCAGAUGAAUCCCACUCGUGUCCAAAUUGUGACUUAAAGUUUAAGUUAAAAAGAGACUUGAAAAGGCAUAUAACAGCAUGCAAGGUUAAGCAAACUAAUGAUGGAGAGUGUGAUGCUAUUCAUCAGGAAGGCAAAAGCGGAAAGCAAGAGGAACAUGCGAGGGGUUCCAAGUCCACAAGGACAUUAGGAAAGCACAAACUUGCUGAAAAUUCACUGUAUUGUGCCGAGUGCAACAGGUCAUUCCCAGACAUGGCAAGGCUCAAAACUCACAAUCUGAGACACAAACCUCGUCCUUGCACAAUGUGUGAUGAGAGCUUCAAAGGCUUCAUAGACCUCAACCAGCACUACAUGGAUGUACAUAAUUUCAGUGGGCCUUUCUCUUGUACUUUUUGUGAUCGAAGUUACACAGAUCUGAAAGGUCUGAUUAGGCAUGAGAGGUUCCACACAGGUGACCUCCCGUUUAAGUGUCCCAAGUGUCCAAAAGCGUUCAGUUACGCAUCCGCUUUGAAGCUGCAUGACAGAACUCACACCAAAGAGGCUCCAUUCCUCUGCUGGGACUGUGGAAAAGGCUGCAAGUCCAACGCGGCCCUGAGAAUUCACAGGCUUUGUUGUCACAGCAGUGCUGAAGAGAAGCGCUUUUGCUGUGAACACUGUGGAAAAGCAUAUGCACUUAAAAGAAGCUUAGAUCUCCACGUGGCCAAACUACACAAUGGUGUGCGGUACCCGUGCUCCCACUGUGGGAAAUUGUUCCGAAGUGCGAGCUCGUUGACAAGACAUGAUUUGACUCACACAGAGGAAAGGCCUUAUUCAUGCAACGAAUGCGGCAAGAGUUUCAGGUCUGCGUCGGAGCUGAAAAUACACAAUCGCUACCACACUGGGGAGAGGCCGUUCAAGUGUCAGGAGUGUGGAAAGGGCUUUGUUCAGUCUUAUUACCUUACUGCACACAUGAGGAUGCACACUGGGGAAAAGCCCUACAAAUGCCUGACAUGUGACAAAUGUUUCAAAAGUGCAGGGAUUUUGAAAAGACACCAGAUGACCCACACGGGAGAGAAACCACACAAAUGUUCUGUCUGUGAAAUGGCCUUCAGUCGGCCAGAGCUUGUGAAAGCUCACAUGAGAAAAUCCCACUAAAUUUUUUGCAGUUUAUUUAUUAUGAACGUAUUUUCUCUCAUUGUUAAGAAAACAAAUCUGCAACAGUAUUAAUAAAGUAUCCAUGUUCAUAUCUUGUAGAAAA